CCUGCUUUUGGUACGUGCGGAUUUUAAGACAAGAACUGCACUCAUGGAUGCCUUUCAACUCCUUUCCCGGGGGGGAGUACGCUUUGACAAGCAAAGAUUCCAGUCGGAUGUACGGCUGUUCAAUAAAUCGAAUAACACUGAAACCAAGGCUGCCGUGUCGGUUUCGCUGGACUCGCAGUUGCCUCCAGAGCUCGAUUUUUUCAAGUAUGCUACGGGCGGACAGAGCAAAAGAAAAGUAACGCAUGACGAGAGCGUAGCUGGAGCUUCGAGACCGGCGGACCCCUCAGGCAGUAUUCAGAAAAGGCGAAAGGUCGAUGCAGAGGAUCAGCUUUCGGAUGAUGGUUCAAACGAUGAAGAAGCGGACGGUACUCCGGCACGCAAGCAUCGCGUGGUGUCAAAGGGUUCAGAUGUUCCGAUGCCUGCAGAUAAAUUUGAGGAAUUGGCGGAGCGCUAUGGGAUGGCUCCCCGUCUUCUUGCAAACCUUCGUGAGCAUAAUUACAAGCACCCAACAGGUGUACAGGCACACGGAAUACCAAUAUUACUUGAGGGGCGUGAUCUUGCUGCCAUCUCGCCUACGGGUACCGGAAAGACCCUUGCGUAUCUACUUCCCGUGUUUUCGUCUUUACGUGCCCCAGUAGCAAGUCUGAACGAUGCGGGGUCAGGCGUUCGUGCUCUCGUACUCGCACCCACCCGCGAACUAGCUCAUCAAAUACAUAACGAAUGUUUGAAGCUAGCGACUGGCCGCAAAUGGCGGCUAGUUUUGUUCAACAAGGCUACCGCUAGUACCUUACGCGACAAGAAUGUGAGAGAUAAAGUAGACAUUAUUAUAAGCACACCGUUACGUCUCGUUGCUGCAAUCCAGGAAGGUAGCCUCGAACUCAACAACGUUCGACACUUGAUACUGGACGAAGCAGACCGCUUACUCGACAACGAGUUCAUUGCCCAGGUCCAGGAAGUGGUGGCAGUAUGCACGUAUCCUGACGUGCGCAAAGCCGUAUUCUCUGCAACCCUACCAGCUGGUGUCGAAAAGCUGGCAAUGGGAAUGCUUCGCAAUCCAAUUCGCAUCGUGGUUGGCUUGAAGGAUACUCCUCUUCCGUUAAUUGCCCAAUCUCUCACUUACGUUGCUGACGACGCGUCGAAACUUCCGAGUCUUUUGACCUAUCUCGCUCAGCCUUAUAAUCCCCCACUUCUGAUAUUUACUUCAACGCAACCCCGCGCUAGUUCACUGGCAGAAGAGCUCACUAUGAAUGGGGUACCUAACAUAAAUUGCUUACAUGCGGGAAUGACAAAGAAAGAGCGUGACGAUGCGGUUAGCCGCAUGCGCCGUGGAGAGAGUUGGAUUAUGGUAACUACGGAAGUUAUGGCGCGAGGGAUGGACUUCAAGGGUGUAAGAGAGGUUAUCAACUAUGAUUUCCCGAUGAGCGUGCAAAGUUACAUACAUAGAAUCGGUCGUACUGGUCGCGCCGGUCGAGAGGGCAAGGCAGUAACGUACUUCACCGAUGCUGAUGCUCCCUACUUAAAAUCAAUCGCAAACGUUCUGCUACAGUCCGGAUCCUCGGUGCCGGAAUGGAUACUCAAGCUGCCCAAGCCCUCGCGACUGAAGAAGAAGCAGAUGGGGAGGGUUAAGCGUGCCGAGACUGUCAAUCCUGCGCGGAAAAUUGGGCGACGGGAUGCAAUCAGGAAAAGGGACAUGGUUACUGCGUCCAAACGGCGGAAAGAGAAGGAGCAGGCUGUUGAAUGUGUGGAUUCCGCAACCUGACAAGUUUUCUUUUAUCGGUAAUAGUAGUGCGCAUGCAAAUUAUUGCCCCCGUAGUGAUUAGGUACUGGGCAUCAAACACUUACUUACGAAGGAAGUGAUUGUGAAAUGUGAAG
Pisolithus orientalis is the source of this 1872-nucleotide messenger RNA. Its product is annotated as P-loop containing nucleoside triphosphate hydrolase protein. The record is from RefSeq and is a predicted model, not a curated record. Bases 44 to 1759 code for a protein of 571 amino acids. The transcript has 9 exons. Gene Ontology annotation, biological process: maturation of SSU-rRNA. NCBI's taxonomy places the organism in Eukaryota, Fungi, Basidiomycota, Agaricomycetes, Boletales, Pisolithaceae. Gene Ontology annotation, molecular function: RNA helicase activity; nucleic acid binding; ATP binding.